GGCGUGUCCCCUCGUUAUCCUGGCCACUCGCCACUCGCCACUCCGAAAUGGACAAGCACAGUAGACCUCUUGCUCUGCUUUCGCUCCUCUGCCUCUCGCUGCUCCGCGCCAGCUGUGCCGCGUCAGUGACCGCCGGCAGCUCCGACGGCUCGGAGCUCUGGGGAUUCGUCGAAGUCCGACCAAAGGCCCAUCUUUUCUGGUGGUACUACAAGAGCCCCCAGAGGGUGUCGACGCCGUCCAAGCCAUGGCCGACCGUCCUCUGGCUGCAGGGCGGCCCGGGAGCGUCCGGGGUGGGUCUCGGCAACUUCCUCGAGAUCGGGCCGCUGGACGUCAACCUGAAGCCUCGCAACUCGACGUGGCUCCAGAAAGCCGACCUCAUCUUCGUGGACAACCCGGUGGGCGUCGGGUACAGCUACGUGGAGGACGAUAGCCUGCUGGUGACGACGGACUGGCAGGCGGCAACGGACGCCACCAAGCUCCUCAAGGCGCUCACCAAGGAGCUCCCCGCGCUGCAGCAAGGGAGCCCCUUCUUCCUCGUCGCCGAGUCCUACGGCGGCAAGUACGCCGCCACGCUCGGCGUCUCCAUCGCCAGAGCCGUCCGCACCGGAGACCUCAAGCUGAACCUCGCAGGCGUCGCGCUCGGCGAUAGCUGGAUCUCGCCCGAGGAUUUCACGCUCUCCUACGCGCCGCUUCUCCUCCAAGUGUCAAGGCUGGACGACAACGCCGGUGACGCCGCCAAGAAAAAGGCUGCGACGGUGAAGGAGCAAAUCGCGGCGGGGCAGCUCGCCGCCGCGCAGGGGUCGUGGGGUGAACUGCUGGAUUUCGUCGGCUCCAAGAGCGCCAGCGUCGAUGUGUACAAUUUCUUGCUUGAUUCCGGCAUGGACCCGGUGGCGGCAGUCGACCUGCCCGCGAGCUCUUCGUCGUCGCCGACGACUCCGACAAACACCCAGGUGAUGAAGUACUCGACGUACCUCGGCAGCAGUCAGCCGGAGGCCGAGCAGCCCGACUCCAACACAAUCGGCGGCAUCAUGAACGGGGUCAUCAAGGAGAAGCUCAAGAUCAUCCCCAAGAACCUCGAGUGGCACGAGCAGUCAGAUGCUGUCUACAACGCGCUGGUCAACGACUUCAUGAAGCCAAGGAUCGACGAGGUCGACGAGCUGCUGUCCUACGGAGUGGAUGUCACUGUGUACAAUGGCCAGCUCGACGUGAUCUGCUCGACCAUAGGCGCAGAAGCAUGGGUGCAAAAGCUCAAAUGGAACGGACUGAAGAACUUCCUGAGUCUGCCGCGGCAGCCUCUGCAGUGCGGAGCUUCCAAGGCCACCAAGGCCUUCGUCAGGUCCUACAAGAACCUGCACUUCUAUUGGAUCCUUGGAGCUGGCCACUUCGUGCCUGCCGACCAGCCGUGCAUUGCGCUGAGCAUGAUCAGUAGCAUAACUCAAUCUCCAGCCAGUUAGAUAUGACUUUCGCCACUGUGAUGUGCAUCGGGAAGGAUAAACAGAAAGGAGCUAGGAGGUGCUACUUUCUGAUAGGGAAAAUGAAGUUAUUGAUAAAGAGUAUAGAAAGGAUUUCAUACUUUUAAAGAGCAUUGCGAUUGAUGACAUAUAGAGAGCAUUGGUGUGUAUCUGAUUCUCCGAAUAAAGAUGGCACGUUAAUUGUGGCAAUUUCAGUGUGAAAUUUCAUGACUAAAUUUGUGCGAGACGUGUUACAAUGGUUCCAGGAAGAAUAUUGCA
Brachypodium distachyon (stiff brome) is the source of this 1730-nucleotide messenger RNA. Its product is annotated as serine carboxypeptidase-like 51. The record is from RefSeq and is a predicted model, not a curated record. Lineage: Eukaryota; Viridiplantae; Streptophyta; Magnoliopsida; Poales; Poaceae. The transcript has 12 exons. The coding region runs from base 48 to 1454 and encodes 468 amino acids. Gene Ontology annotation, molecular function: serine-type carboxypeptidase activity. Gene Ontology annotation, biological process: proteolysis.